Brienomyrus brachyistius is the source of this 2995-nucleotide messenger RNA. Its product is annotated as DNA (cytosine-5)-methyltransferase 3B-like. NCBI's taxonomy places the organism in Eukaryota, Metazoa, Chordata, Actinopteri, Osteoglossiformes, Mormyridae. Gene Ontology annotation, molecular function: DNA binding; DNA (cytosine-5-)-methyltransferase activity, acting on CpG substrates. The record is from RefSeq and is a predicted model, not a curated record. Gene Ontology annotation, cellular component: nucleus. Gene Ontology annotation, biological process: negative regulation of transcription by RNA polymerase II.
AAGGCAAGGCUGUGAUUAGCUUUGCGAUUAGCGACGAAUGCUAAUCAGACACUGGAGUUCUCAAGUGAAAGGAAAUCACAGGAUCGCUGUGCAGCGUAAUCAGGCAGCGAGUUCCACUAUCCUCGGACCCCACGUGCGAUGCGGCCCUUCAUGUGGGGCUCAGCGAGAAGCGCUGCUUCACAUCUCCUGAGAUAGGGUAUCGGAAACCCUGCCCAUCCCACGCUCUGCUUGUGUACAGGUUGUAAUUCUCUGGCCUAAAUGUAUAGGCCUCUAUCCUGCGUGAUGUGGUUGCGUUGUCCGGCUCAGUGGGUUAGGAUGCCGUGCCAAUCAUCAGUAGGUUGUAGUUUCAAACCCCAGAGUCGGCACGGUGAUUUCCUCACUGGCCACUUGAACAAGGCCCUCAACCCAGGGACUGUCUGACUCUACUUUCUCAAUCUUACGUCACUUUGGAUGAAAAUGUCUGCUAAGUGAAUCUGAUGUAAUGUCCACGCGGCAGAUGGCCAGUCUCCGGGCGGAGAAGACCUUCCCCCUGUGUGACGCGGAGAGCCCCGAAGAUCAGAUCAAACCUAUGCUGGACUGGGCUUAUGGGGGCUUUCUGCCCAAAGGCUCAGAGGGUCUGAAGCCCAUGGAGAACUCCGACAGCGGCUCGCUGAACCAGCAGGUCUUGGAUGUUGCUCUGACUGAGUGCUUCCCGGCAGCCAAGAGGCCGAGGCUGGGCCUGUGCAAAGCCAAGCAGGGCACGGAGGACGUGUACAGCCGAGAACAAAUGUUUCAUGAAGUUUUAAAGAAUCACAGAAGUAUCGAAGAAUUUUGUCUCUCAUGUGGGAAGACAAGGGUAGCAACGUUUCAUCCGCUAUUUGAAGGAGGCCUGUGUCAAACAUGCAAGGAUGUCUACCUGGAGAUGUGCUACAUGUAUGAUGAUGACGGAUACCAGUCCUACUGCACCGUGUGCUGCGGGGGCAGGGAGGUGCUGCUGUGCGGGAAUGCCAACUGCUGCAGGUGUUUCUGCGUCGACUGCCUGGACAUCCUGGUGGGUGCGGGGGCAUCAGAGAGUGCCCGUGCGCUGGACCCCUGGUGCUGCUACAUGUGCCAGCCCCCAGCGCGCUACGGCAUCCUCAAGCGACGCCAUGACUGGAACAUCAAGCUCCAGGAGUUUUUUGUGAAUGACAACGGGCAGGAGUUUGAAAACCCCAAGAUCUACCCGGCAGUACCAGCGGAUCAGAGGCGCCCCAUCCGGGUUCUCUCGCUGUUCGACGGAAUCGCCACAGGGUACCUGGUGCUGCGGGACCUGGGCUUCAAGGUGGGCCAGUACGUGGCAUCAGAGGUGUGCGAGGACUCCAUCUCGGUGGGCGUGGUGCGGCACGAAGGGAAGAUCCAGUACGUGCACGACGUGAGGAACAUCACCAGGAAGGAUAUCUCAGAGUGGGGACCCUUUGACCUGGUAAUCGGCGGCAGCCCCUGUAACGAUCUCUCCAUCGUCAACCCUGCCAGGAAGGGCCUGUAUGAAGGCACCGGACGGCUCUUCUUCGAAUUCUACCGGCUGCUGAGCGAGGCCAAGCCGAAGGAGGGAGAGGACCGGCCCUUCUUCUGGAUGUUUGAGAAUGUGGUGGCCAUGGGGGUGAACGACAAGAGGGACAUCUCACGCUUCCUUGAGUGCAAUCCAGUGAUGAUCGACGCCAUCGAGGUGUCCGCAGCCCACCGCGCCCGCUACUUCUGGGGGAAUCUUCCAGGGAUGAACAGACCACUUUGUGCAUCAGGGAUGGACAAACUGGAACUUCAGGACUGUCUGGAACACGGUCGCGUGGCAAAGUUUGGAAAGGUGCGAACCAUCACCACCCGCUCCAACUCCAUUAAGCAGGGAAAAGACCAACAUUUCCCCGUCAUCAUGAACGGGAAGGAGGACAUCUUGUGGUGCACGGAGUUGGAAAGAAUAUUCGGGUUUCCUGUGCACUACACUGACGUGUCCAACAUGGGCCGCGGGGCCAGGCAGAAACUGCUGGGCCGCUCCUGGAGCGUCCCGGUCAUCAGGCACCUGUUCGCCCCUCUCAAGGACUACUUUGCCUGCGAAUAGGGGCUGAGCCCCCACCCGGAGCAAGGCAGCCUCCUUCUGCGAAAGCGAUCCGUACCACGCCGGUGCUGUCCUCCUGCAGCCAGUUACAGGGUCAUAUUCCGCCAGUCGUUUAUGAUCUCGACGUUCCGCUUGGAACGCCAGGAUGCAGAGUUGUUCCCAACUGUUGUUUACUGUACACACACUUUACCUGUAUGGGCUGGACUCCAUGCUCUGACAAGUACCUCAGCAUCACACCCUGCAACAGUUUUUUAAUAUUUAAAAUACUUUUUUUAAAAAGGUGAAUUUCUGGUCAAAAUUUCAUAUUUGUGGUUCUAAUAUAAAAGAAAAAAUAAUUUCCUUAAAAUACAUGAUGCAAAAGUUAUAAAUGGUUUAACAGAUGUUCCGGAGAUGGUAUAAAAAUACUUGACUAAAAGGUGAAUUUGUCAUAAAAAUUUUGCAUUGAUUGUUUUAAUAACAAAGAAAACAGUAUAAUUCAUAGAUUUAUUUAAGCAUAAUACAAAACUUAUAGUUUAUUAAUGUUAUUCCAGAAAUGAUGUUUUAAACUCCCAGUUUUCAUUGUUUCUUUUUUUGUUCAGAAAACGUUUUUGAAGUGCGCAAAGUAAAAACACCACAUUACUUUUGGCCAUAACAUUUGAACUUAUGGUUGGAGUGAUUCGUGUGAACAAAUGAUUUAAAGAUGAAAACAUACGGAAGUUAAUGAGCUGUAUUGUUUACUGGCCAAUAAAAUCCCACGCUUGUGCUUACAUCAGUUUUAUAAUGAAAAAAGAUCACUAGUCAAUGUAUUUUUAGAAUCACAUAUUUGUUGUUUGUCUAAAAAACAUGUUUACAGUAUCAAGGAAUAUUUGGGCAUAUUAAAAUACAUCAACUUAUUAACAUAUUAUGAACUGUUUUUAUAUUUUCUAUACAAAUGGAAUCAGAGGUGGC